ACCUGCAACUUAAGCGAUAAACCAACAAAAUCUAACUUGUAUUCCCUCAAUUACAGAAUAAUCAAUGGCUACCUCCAGUCACCCAGCAUCUGCAGUUCUACUUUUAUUCUUUCUUUCAAUCACUGCUUUCGGAGAUUCAGAAAAAUGCAGUCAGGUAAGUUGUGGGAAAGGCACAUGUGAAUCUAAACCAGACUACUUACCACAUGGUUUCAUAUGUGAAUGUGAUUCUGGCUGGAGAAGAACGCGCCUAACAGACAGCGAGGAACAAUAUCUACAAUUUCUUCCAUGUAUAAUUCCAAAUUGUUCUAUAAACUACUCCUGCAUGCCACCUGCUCCUCCGCUUCCAGCUAUCCCCAUAAACUCAUCUGACGUAUCUGUCUUUAAUCCUUGCAAUUGGGUCUACUGUGGCGAAGGGACAUGCAAAAACUCGUCAGACUACAUGCACAUGUGUGAAUGUCAACCAGGAGCCUACAAUCUCUUCAACGUAUCACACUUUCCAUGUUACAGCGACUGUGCUCUCGGAUCUGAUUGCUCCAAGCUAGGAAUAAAUGUUUCUAAAACAUCAGUUACAUUAGGUCCUACUUCAAGUAUCAGUCAGACUUCAAGCAGCGGAAACCAUGGGAUGCGGUCAUGGAAGCUCAACUGGAUAGUUAUCACAAUGAUGUUUCUGGCUGCAAUUUUGUGGUAAUGAUGUUUCUCAGCCACCAGAGCUCACCACCACAAUAUACGCUGAUUUCUAAUUCUUCUUUUAGAUUAUGAUACCUAUCAAAAAUCCCAUACUAAUACUUGGAUACAUAUUCGAGUAAAGUAGAAUAAUGUUUCUUACCUGUCUUCUAUGUAUAUUAGGA
This is a messenger RNA of Spinacia oleracea (spinach), 848 nucleotides long. RefSeq lists its product as uncharacterized. The record is from RefSeq and is a predicted model, not a curated record. Lineage: Eukaryota; Viridiplantae; Streptophyta; Magnoliopsida; Caryophyllales; Amaranthaceae. The coding region runs from base 65 to 688 and encodes 207 amino acids. The transcript is spliced from 6 exons.